CCCAUUGAUAAGGGCCCCUGUGACUCGGAUCACUGCAGACAGGCUAUACCCGAAAAGGAGGAGGCGCCACCCAUUCUUCCUUUCCUUUGGUUGUGAGGUGAUAGAUAAGUAUAAGGACCCCCACCGCCCGCCCUGAGGAAUGCGAUCGCAUCGGAGGGAAUCGAGUCAUUGUGUCGCUUUCUCUCGGCUCAUUCAGAGACGCUCCAACAUGCAGCAGCUGCUGAUCCUUCCCGUUCUGCUGGCAUCCUUCUGCAGGGUGUGCGCCGGAUCAGGAGGCUGGUGCUACCACAGCCAGUCAACCUGCGAUCAUCUGUGCAACGUACCAGAGAAGUGGGCCAGUGGCAACCGGGACUGUGGAGGAAAAUCCCAGUCACCCGUCAAUAUCGUCACCAGAAAGACAGUGAGAAAUGAGCGUCUGACCCCGUUUCAGUUCAAAAACUACCAGCACACCUUCAAAUCUGUCAUGACCAACACCGGCCACUCGGUUCAGGUUAAUAUUCCUAUAACCAGCACCAUCUCGGGCGGAGACCUGUCGUCCACAUACAAGGCUGUGCAGUUACACCUGCACUGGGGCAAAGAUGGCGCCCCUGGCUCUGAGCACACCAUCGACGGGGAGCAGUACCCCAUGGAGUUGCACAUCGUUCACAUGAAUACCAAGUAUUCUGACCUGGGAACAGCCCUGAGAGAUCCAAAGGGGGUUGCAGUUCUUGGGUUUUUCUAUGAGGUAUCCAAGAGUCCAAACCAAAAGUAUGAAGCCAUCAUAAAGGGGGUGGAAAGUGUCGCAUCAAAAAAUGCGAGCAACUCUUUGCCCGCCAUCUCCUUGGCACAGCUGAUCCCUCCUGAGCAGAAACUGACUUCCUACUACCGCUACCAGGGUUCCCUGACCACCCCGCCGUGUUCCGAGUCUGUGGUGUGGUCUGUGUUCAAAACCCCUAUCCCUCUGAGCAUGGACCAGAUGAAAGCUUUCUCCAAGGUCCAGUUCCACGAUGGCAAGUCAAUGGUGAACAACUUCAGGCCUGUCCAGCCCCUCAAAGGCCGGCUGGUGUUCUACUCAGGAAGUGCCGCUCUGUUGGUCAGCUCUGCCCUCCUUGUGGCUGCCCUCACAAUGGCACUGGGGCUGUCCCAGCCCAACUAAAAAGCAAGUGAUCCCAUGCUGCACUGCGACAUCGAUAGGACCCAACUGAUCUGUGCCAGUCCUCUGCUGAGACUCUUGCUUCCAACGUAGUUCUGACACAUUUGCAAAAGACAAUGGACCACGUCAUAGUGUAGCUCAAAUGGUGUUUCCCCCCUUGUGACCCAAAUGACAGAGGUGUGUUAGAAACGCCUCAAGGAAGGUGACAUAAGGGUUCAAUCAGCAUCCAUGCAUGUGUAGUGAAGUAUUAUCUCUUAUUUAAGCCACAUGAAUGUGACAUAAAUCAAAUUACUGGGCAGUCUACAUGGGUAAUCAAACUCAACACCAAAUCUUCUCUUUGGACUGGAUUUUGAUUUUCUCUCUGAAGCUCUGUACUGAGAACCAGCACACACACACACACACACUCUCUCUCUCUUUUCACAACUUUAGUUUUCAUGUUAACUCAUCCACCUUGUCCAAUGUCAGGUAAAUUUAGUAUCUGUUAAUACCAGUGUGAGUUGCCAAUGGUUUAUGGGUCAGCCCCAUGACUUGGCACAUGAUGUAUUGUUAUUAACGGAGCAUGUGAAAGGGAUGGAGUUAUAGAUAGCAGGACUGAGUCAAUAAAAAAAACAAAAAACUGCAAUUCAAAGCCAGAUGUCAAAGGAGAAUGUAGUUCUCAUAAAGUACAGCAGAUCACACCUCUACAGCCGGGUCAAGGCUUCUCAGACCGGUCAGCAGAUCUGUUCUGAAAGUGCAUGUGGGGGAGGUCUUGUUGUAGCUCACCAGAAACCAUGAAGAACAGCUGCAUGAAGUUCUGUCACUAGACUUCAUGAAGAACAGCUGCAUGAAGUUCUGUCACUAGACUUCAUGAAGAACAGCUGCAUGAAGUUCUGUUACUAGACUUCAUGAAGAACAGCUGCAUGAAGUUCUGCCACUAGACUUCAUGAAGAACAGCUGCAUGAAGUUCUGUCACUAGACUUCAUGAAGAACAGCUGCAUGAAGUUCUGUCACUAGACUUCAUGAAGAACAGCUGCAUGAAGUUCUGUUACUAGACUUCAUGAAGAACAGCUGCAUGAAGUUCUGCCACUAGACUUCAUGAAGAACAGCUGCAUGAAGUUCUGCCACUAGACUUCAUGAAGAACAGCUGCAUGAAGUUCUGUCACUAGACUUCAUGAAGAACAGCUGCAUGAAGUUCUGUCACUAGACUUCAUGAAGAACAGCUGCAUGAAGUUCUGCCACUAGACUUCAUGAAGAACAGCUGCAUGAAGUUCUGUCACUAGACUUCAUGAAGAACAGCUGCAUGAAGUUCUGUCACUAGACUUCAUGAAGAACAGCUGCAUGAAGUCUAGUGGCAGACUCCCUCCCCACAGAGUCACUCGGGGGCAAAGACAUGGAUGCUAACAUCCUAGAGUCGAAGACAGUACCAGUCCGCUGUUAAAGAGGGAUGGCAGCCACACAACCAAGAUUUUUUUAUUAUUAUUUGUACAGUUAAUUUUUAUGCACAUCAUAUUUCAAGAGUAUGAGUCUGCAUGCUGUGAUGUUCCAGAUGUUUGAGAUAAACUACCCAGCUGCUGGAAGUGGGCUUCCCAAAUUCACAAAGUGUUUUCCCAGAACAGGUGCUUCAAUUUCACAGGAGCUUGUUUUUCAAAACCUCAAUCGUUUCCAUGACUAGUAUUACCGGCAUUCGGAUGUAUGGAUAAUUGUUGACAAUGAGAAGCACCCUGCUCAGCUCUAUUUUGUUGUUGUUGUUUUUUUUUGUUUUUUUGUUGUUUGAAGAAAACUUUGCCAUGUAUAGAGAGGAAUGUGUGCAAUUUGGCAGCAAGAACUGUUGUUAUAGUGAGGAAGGAUAAUCUGUAUUUUCCAUUGCUUCAGAAGAAAUCCAGUUAUAUUUCUAUGAGGUGUCAUUUUACACAUGUAUUUAUGUACUGAGUGUGCAUAUGAAGAGAUGAGAUGCACAGUUAUUGUUAUUUAUGUAUUGCAACAUUCAUAUAGAAUGCAAAACUACAUAUGAAGCUUGAAACUGUUUAUGAUCAAUAAAGUUUACUUGUACUCUUGAAAUGUUUGAGACUCCAGGUUGUAAUGCUUGAAAGUGUCAUAGUAAAAUAGAAUGUUACUGCUGAAUAAUAAACUAUAUGCCUUUUUAAAGA
Gambusia affinis (western mosquitofish) is the source of this 3258-nucleotide messenger RNA. RefSeq names its product carbonic anhydrase IV a (gene ca4a). The transcript has 8 exons. Bases 140 to 1135 code for a protein of 331 amino acids. Gene Ontology annotation, molecular function: zinc ion binding; carbonate dehydratase activity. Gene Ontology annotation, cellular component: plasma membrane. The record is from RefSeq and is a predicted model, not a curated record. Lineage: Eukaryota; Metazoa; Chordata; Actinopteri; Cyprinodontiformes; Poeciliidae.